Molecule: messenger RNA, 1966 nt
Organism: Gambusia affinis (western mosquitofish)
Lineage: Eukaryota; Metazoa; Chordata; Actinopteri; Cyprinodontiformes; Poeciliidae
Product: cell wall integrity and stress response component 2-like
Exons: 4
Coding region: 85-690 (201 amino acids)
Source: RefSeq, a predicted model, not a curated record
AUCCUGCUGUCAAGGAUGCGAGCCUGUGGGUUUGUGUUUGAAUGUCGCUGAUAUGACGGAGCGGCAGACGCUUCCUCUCUCAACAUGCCGGCAGCGAUGCACCUCACUGUCCUGCUUUCCCUGCUCACAGCGACAGCCUGCCGCGGGAGCGCAGUUUCCUCUGCUAUGACGACUACGAGUGCUUCCCAUGUGACGACUACGAGUGCUUCCCAUGUGACGACUACGAGUGCUUCCUUAGCAACGUCAUCCACAGUGAAAACAUCAACCGUCACACCCCAGCUUCAAACGACGACACAGAUGAUCACCAAUCUUACUUCAGCUUCACCACAGACUGCCACGGCAGAGAAGACCGGCCCGAGCAGCGCUCCCCUGAACACAACGAUCACAACGAUCACCCAAACGUCCAAUCAAAACGUCACUCAGGACCAGACGGUCGCUCUAACGUCUCUGAAUGUCACAGCUGGUACAUCGGGAAACAAAACCAGUUCAGGCAACAAGGAAAAUUACAACUUGGUGGAAAAUCCUGGCCUGGUGACCGUCAUCUGCAUCUUCUCAAUUGUCUUUGGCCUCUUACUGGUGGUUUUGAUAGUGAAAUGUGUCAGAUCAUCGAGAUCAGACUUCGAGAGGCUCGAAGACGUUCCCAUGGGUAAAGUGAACGAAGCCUCUCCCUUCGCUCAGUACACAAAAUGACAGAAGACUCUUCACUGGACAACUCAUCAACAAUUGUUUCUGGGCUGUAAAACAACACCAAUCCUGUCAACAACAGUCAGAAGGGACUCUAAGUUUAAAUAUAUAAUCGUAAAUUGCACUUUUGUCAAGGCUAAUGAAAUAUUUGUAGAUUAACUUUGACUUGGUUACUGCUGGUAAUUCAAUAGAUUCAGGCGGGGGCUUUUAAUCAAAUAACUCUUACCUCGCUCUGCUUUUCGUUCUUUUGAGAAGAGAAUUAGCCUAAAAAAAUAAAAACGGUGAAAUGAAUCCUUAAGAUCUUCAGCUCUACAGGCCUGGAACAUGUAGAAUAAUGUAAUCUAAAUGCAUAAAAGCCUUCUGGGGAAAAAUAUUUUAUUAUGGCCUCUCAUUGGUUUUCUUCUAGGAUUUCCAUUUAUCUCCAUCCCUCUUUGGUCAUAUCAACUCUGAUCAGUUUCCCUGUGUCUGCUGAAGACAAACAUUCCCACAUCAAGAUGCAGCCACCACCAAAUGUCACUAAUAAUUUAUUAUCUAUAAUAUUUACUAAUUAGAUUACUUCAGUAGUUCACAGUGGAUUUCUACAGGUAUUAGAGUAAAAGUGGCAGAAUACAAAUGUUUGCCAGACUUUCCACAUUUUACUUUGCAAGAAUUUCUUUUUUUCCCCAUUCCUUUUUCUGCUCUGUGCUACUUUUUGUCCAUCACAUAAAAUCCCAAUAAAAACAUUGAAAUUUGUGGUUGCAAUGUAGCAGAAAGUAAAAUGUUCAAGAAAUAUAAAUAAUUUUGCAAGGUAUUGUAUUAUACCUGCAUAAAUAGUGAAUUCUGCAAUGUGUCUUUAGAGAAUUUAAAGGUAAAAAUAGUGCUACUCCAGUUAUCAUGACUGAAAGAAUAAAGAUGUUUUCAGUUUUUUCUGAUUGGUACAAAUCAAGGCCUGUUCUUCCAUGCAAUAAAAAAACAUCUAAUUAUUAAUCUACGAUACGAUGCAUGAGUGUUUUGGAAGUUAAUAUCACAUUAUAUGCAAUCAAAAGUAUAGUUUAUAGUUACUGCACUUUCCAAAUAACCAAGAAUAUUUAAUAGAAAACUUGUAAAGGCUUUUUAUUACCUCAGAUCCUAAUGGCUUUGCUCUCAAACCCAGAUGGCUUCUGUCUUUAUUUUACACCUCUAAAUAAAUCCCAUUUAAUGUCUGUUAACAUUAUUUUAUUACUGGCAUACUGCAGUAUGUUGCUGCUGUAGUAAUGACUUGAUGUGAAUCAGGGGUUUUAAUAAAUUGCAGCUGUUAAAUAAA